GGAGAAGAGCGCUGCAGGGGAUAGUAGUGGAGGGACUCUGUCCCUCACCUCAUUUGCCUUCAGAGAGGCCUCACAGCCAGUGAGGCCCCUCCACCGCCCACGUACAAGACUACCCACCCCACUUGUUCUCCUCUGAUUGUCUGAGCCACAGAGUGGACAGCGGCUAUCAAUGGAGAACCGAAACUCUGCGGCCUCCUUGCAACGACGGCUGCUUCUGCUAUUGCUGCUGCUGCUGCCACCACCUUACACCCGCCAGGGACAGGCCCUGAGACACACUGUCCCUAACCAGAGUGCUCAGGCCUCUCCGGCUAGGUACCUCAGCAACGGCCCAGGACAAGAGCCUGUCACUGUGAUAACCAUUGAUGUCACCAAAAUCAGCAGACCCUAUUCCUCCUUCGAGUUUCGAACCUUGGAUCCAGAGGGAGUGAUUUUUUAUGGAGACACUUCCACCAAAGAUGAUUGGUUUAUGCUGGGACUUCGGGAUGGCCGGCUUGAAAUCCAGCUGCACAAUCUCUGGGCUCGGCUUACAGUAGGCUUUGGUCCUCGGCUCAAUGAUGGGAGAUGGCACCAGGUGGAGCUGAAGAUGAAUGGGGAUUCACUGCUGCUGCGGGUGGACAGGGAGGAGGUGCUGUGCCUAAGACAAGUCUCUGGAUCUCUGGCUGGCAGUGCCCAGCCCAGCAUGAGGAUCGCGCUAGGAGGACUACUUCUCCCUGCCUCCAGUCUUCGGUUCCCGCUGGUUCCUGCACUAGACGGAUGUAUACGUCGAGAUAUCUGGCUGGGCCACGAGACCCAGCUCUCACCCUCUGCCUCUGCUAACCUCGGAAACUGUGAUGUGGACUUGCAGCCUGGACUGUUCUUCCCACCAGGGACCCAUGCAGAAUUUAGUCUUCAAGACAUUCCCCAGCCUCACACAGACCCCUGGAGCUUUUCUCUGGAGCUGGGAUUAAAGUUGGUGGAUGGCUCAGGAUGCCUCCUUGCUCUUGGGACAGGAAGAAAUUCUUCUUGGCUUACCCUUCACCUCCAAGAUCAAGUAAAGGAACAGCGUGGGAUGCUGGCUGUAUUAGCGAAUCCCGGGAAAAAUGAGAAGGUGGUGCUGUCUUCUGGAGUAGAACCAAAACUAACUUUACCCUUGGAUUUGGAACUCCCUCUUCAGCUGAAGCUGGAUAACUUCAAAGUGGUCUUGAGCCAAGGACCAAAGAUGGAGGUCCUUGCUGUGUCCCUUUGGAGACUUGUCUCCCUCCAGAGACUCUGGUCCCACCCUCAGAGCCAUCUCUCCCUUGGAGCUUUAUCAGGAGAGAACUCUUCUGCUUCCUUCUGCUUGAGGGAUCUUUGGGUACAAGGACAGAGACUGGAUGUAGACCAGGCCCUGAACAGAAGCCAGAACAUCUGGACUCACAGCUGCCCUCAGAGUCAAAGCAAUAUCACUCACACUUCCCACCAAACCAACCCCCUUUGAGAAGGAGGCAUGGUGGUGCUUGCCUGGAAACCCAUGACAGGUGGAGUUGGGUGAACCAGGACCUCAGUGUCAUCCUUGGCUACAUAACAUGUUUGAGGCCAGCCUGGGCCAUGUGAAGCCCUGUCGUUAAAAAUAAAAAGGAACUUUGAAUGCAA
Myodes glareolus (Bank vole) is the source of this 1611-nucleotide messenger RNA. It is a transcript of the gene Shbg, whose product is annotated as sex hormone binding globulin. The record is from RefSeq and is a predicted model, not a curated record. NCBI's taxonomy places the organism in Eukaryota, Metazoa, Chordata, Mammalia, Rodentia, Cricetidae. Gene Ontology annotation, molecular function: steroid binding.